CAGUAAUGUUGUAGGAUGUUGGUCUGUGAGCUGAGAGAAGUUACAUAUAAAAGUAAAGGUGCUGGGAAAAGGACAUGCAGGGUGCUGUCUGUGCACGUGUACCAACUUCAGCAGCAAGCUCCACAACCCAGGAGGAUAGUCUGCACUAUGGAGGUGGAAAACAAGCCGAAAUACUAUGGAAGAGAGUUCCAUGGGAUGAUAUCUCGGGAGGGGACUGAUGCGUUGCUAGGCGACGUGGAGGGGAGUUACCUCAUCAGGGAAAGUCAGCGGCAACCUGGCAGUUAUACACUGGCUAUAAGAUUCGGAGGGACCACCAAGAAUUUCCGGCUCUACUAUGACGGGAAACACUUCGUCGCCGACAAGCGUUUCGACACGAUACAAAACCUCGUAGCCGAUGGCCUCAUCACUAUGUACAUCGAAGCAAAGGCAGAGGAAUACAUCAAGCGAAUGACGGGCGAGCCGAUUUACGAACCGUGCGGAUACCUGUCGCUACGGAAACGGACGUCGCGCGUGGUGACGACCUUCUCCAGAACUGUAACCACGGCAACGAUAGACGAGGUUGACAACUUCUCUUCCAUUUCUUCGUCGACGUCGCAAAGCUCAGAAAAUUCUUCGCUGGACCUAGCUCUCUCACCCAGCAAGAGAGCGAGCACCGAAGCGUCGUCUUACGAAAAACCUCAUAACUUUAAGGUGAACACGUUCCGAGGUCCCCACUGGUGUGAGUACUGUGCUAACUUCAUGUGGGGACUGGUGGCUCAGGGGGUCAAAUGUGCAGACUGUGGACUAGCAACCCAUAAGCAGUGUUCUAAAGUUGUUCCCAACGACUGCCAGCCGCACAUGAAGUACAUCAAGAAGGUUUACGGGAUCGACCUGACGACCAUCGUCAAGGCCCACAACACAACCCGCCCAGUCGUCGUGGACAACUGUGUGCAGGAGAUCGAAAGAAGAAAAGACGGUUUGUUGUCAGAAGGACUCUACAGAGUUUCCGGUUUUAAUGACGACAUAGAAGAAGUCAAACUGUCUUUUGACAAAGAUGGAGCUCAGGCCGACAUCUCGGAGUCCACAUACGAAGACAUCAACACGAUAGCGGGCGCGCUGAAGCUCUAUUUCCGCAUGUUACCCAUUCCACUCAUCACCUUCGACGUCUACCCAAAAUUCAUAGAGGCAGCCAAGAUUGCCGAUGACAAAGACUGCCUCAGGAAGAUACACGAGACACUAGACGAGCUGCCGCCGGCACACUUUCAAACUCUCAGCUUCCUCAUGGCACAUUUACACAGAGUUGCAAAGUGCGAUAAGUUCAACCUGAUGACAGCCGAGAACCUGGGAAUGGUGUGGGGCCCGACGCUGAUGAGACUUGCAGACACGAACUCACUAGCUGGGCUCACGGAUCUCAAGUUCCAGAGGAGGGCAGUCGAACUCAUGAUCAAGUUUCAGGACGCACUCUUCAACUAACAGUACUUGCAUCUCAGUGGCCAAAAAUGUUCAGGUUCUCAUUGGCCAACAUUUUGUCAUGUGACUGCAUUUCAUUGGCCAAAAAAUUUUUCAGGUUCUCAUUGGCCAACAUUUUCUCACAUGACUGUUUCAUUGGUUGAAAAAUUGUUUCAGGUUAUCAUUGGUCAACAUUAUGUCAGGUUUUGAUUGGCUUAGUAAGUACGUAAUCAUGUGACUACUUUUUAUUGGUUGACUAACUCAGGUUCUGAUAGGUCAGUACCUAAGUCAUGUGACUUUGUUUCAUUCGUCGACAAAAUUGUUUCUUGUUUUCAUUGGUCAGUACCUACAUCUAAGUCACGUGACUGUAUUUCAUUGGUUGACUGAAAUUAUUUCAGGUUCUGUUUCCUUGUACAUAAUCUUGUGACUAUGUUUCAUUGGUUGAAUAACUCAGGUUCAUGAUUGACAAGCACAAAAUCAUGUGACUUUGCUUCAUUGAUUGUCUAGAAUCAUUUCAAGUUUCAGGUGCUCAUUGGCUUGUCCCUAGUCAUGUGACUAUGUUUCAUUGGUUGCCAAAAAUUCCUUUAGGCCAUCGAUCUGAUUGGCCAUUAUGUAGUCAUGUGACUGCAUUUGAAUACCAUCUAUUUGCCAUGAGAAUAAACCUGAAUGGUGGAAAAAGCUUGUAUGUAAUUGGUCAGUACUUUGUAAUGUAAAUAAACCUGAUUGGUCAGAAGAGCAACUUACUGAAUAUUAGCUGAACUUCAUUGGUUAACAUGGUUGAUAUAUGGCUCAAUAUUUAGGUCAUGUGACUUAACUUGAGUGUCAGUUGAUCUGUUAUAGCAAAGGCAUUUUUGUCGUAUUUGAUUGGCCAUUGAUUGGUCACAUGGUACAAAACUACUACUUCACAUUGGCCAGCUCAAUGGAACCAGCUUCUCAUUCAUCAUUGGCUAGUCCCAAUAUUUGAAUCUGCGAUCAUGUGACUUUAGGGGAAUGAUGUAAAACUUUUGGACAGGCAAUUCUUGAGGUAAUUUGACUUGUGAAUUCUUAUAAUCUGAUGAAAAUGAACAGGAUGUUAAGACAAUUGUUACUAUGAUCAUGAAUAUAACAUUUCAGUAUUCCUGUAACCAAAUGCAAAUUUUCAAAUGCAAGACUUGUGUGGAUGGUGAAGAAAUUUGUAUUGUACUUAUGUGGAUAUGUCAUUGUACAUCUUUAUUUCUAUUUUCUUAUGUAAGCUUUGAUACAUGACUACAUUCUGCUAUUAUCCUGCUUUUUUGUUUUGUUGUAUAUGCAGUAUUUAUAUGCAGAGGGCAUUUGUGGAAAGAUUACCCGCUGGGCUAUGUUCGGCCUAAUAUGUUUUAAAACAAUAUAGAGAAGCUUGUCAUGAUUCUAAAUGCGUUUUAUUUUUCAUAUAACAACAGCAAUGCAGUACUUUACAUACAGCCGGUAUCUAGUACAGUCACGGAUGCUGAUUGGUCAAGCAGGACAUGUCAUGAUCAUGUGAUGUGGUCAUGUGAUGUGGUCAUGUAAGAACAUCUCUAACUUCAGAAAUCGUGUUUUCUUUUGCCAACAAAUUGUGAGCAUUUUAAUGUGAUAAACUGUAAGAAUCACAAAGCCGCAAGUGUAAUUGAAAUAGAUAUAGAUGCAUAAGCCAUAGGUAACUUCUUAUGCAAAAGUUGUACAUUUCAUAUUUGAAGUAAGCUGUACAAGUGACUGAGUAUGUAGAAUUCAAGAUAAUGUCAACUGGGAGUUAUGUACAAUACAUAAAGUUCAGUAAAUAACUGCUGGUAAUACA
Branchiostoma floridae (Florida lancelet) is the source of this 3220-nucleotide messenger RNA. Its product is annotated as N-chimaerin-like. Gene Ontology annotation, molecular function: GTPase activator activity. The transcript has 12 exons. Lineage: Eukaryota; Metazoa; Chordata; Leptocardii; Amphioxiformes; Branchiostomatidae. Bases 16 to 1452 code for a protein of 478 amino acids. Gene Ontology annotation, biological process: signal transduction; regulation of GTPase activity. The record is from RefSeq and is a predicted model, not a curated record.